This is a messenger RNA of Tuber aestivum (summer truffle), 972 nucleotides long. The record is from the annotation of a GenBank genome assembly. Lineage: Eukaryota; Fungi; Ascomycota; Pezizomycetes; Pezizales; Tuberaceae.
AAUCCAAUUCCCGAUCAGUCCGAUUCGAAGCUUCUUCCACCGCAAUGCCAACUCCAGCAAAACAUCACGACCAUAAACACAGAAGGAAGGGCAAGGACCGCAAGCGCAAACUCCUUGCUGGUUCCCCUCCCGGGACCUCUAAAAAAGCCCGUACCAUCACUACCACUACCGCCACUUCUUCUUCCUCAAAACGCCACAAUAAUGCCUCCUCCUCUGCCUCCGCCGUGACCGAUUCGCCCGCAGGCAAAACCCCCUACCACGCAAUAGGGGCGAGCCUCUACCUAACACUCUCCCCCAAAUACUCGUACAGGACUACCCAAUCCCCACACACAACCCCACUCUCAGGCAUACAAAAGGAUCACCUGGACCCGCUGCUAAUGUCCUAUUUCGAGCCCGUUAACGGGGUCGUGCUCGCCUAUCGGAAUGUAGAAUUCGAAAGCGAUUGCGCUAGGAUCGUGGGUGAGUCGCCGUUUGCCCAUGUUUGGGUCUUUGUCGAGUUUCUGGUUUGGCGGCCAUUGAAGGGGAUGCUGCUGAAGGGGUGGGUCAAUAUGGCGGGGGCUAGUCAUGUGGGGCUGCUUGUCGAGAAUACGUGGAAUGUGGCCAUUCCUAGGGAAAGGAUUCCGGAGGGGUGGAGGUGGGUUGAGGGGGCGGGGGUGGAGGUGGGAGUGGUGGCAGAUAUUGAAGAGGGCACAGGGGCGGAUGGGGGAUAUUGGGUGGAUGGGGACGGCAAGAAGAUAGAAGCCUUCAGGAAGUUUAGAGUUGAAGCGGUGAAGGCAAUGGGCCAUAUGGUGUCCAUGGAGGGGAGUUUGUUAGGGGUCAAUAAACCAGAGAAGAUGCCCCGAAGGGAACGAGCCAAAUAAAUGACUGGGAACGUUCUGUACAUCUGCGCUACGAGAUGUGGAUCACAUUGAUAAUUUUCUCUCCUCUCUAUAUAUUUAUUUGUGUGUGUAUGUGUCAACCUGAUUUCAUUCU